Messenger RNA from Chanos chanos (milkfish), 933 nucleotides. Its product is annotated as antigen WC1.1-like. The record is from RefSeq and is a predicted model, not a curated record. Gene Ontology annotation, cellular component: plasma membrane. Lineage: Eukaryota; Metazoa; Chordata; Actinopteri; Gonorynchiformes; Chanidae. Gene Ontology annotation, biological process: zymogen activation. The coding region runs from base 1 to 933 and encodes 310 amino acids. Gene Ontology annotation, molecular function: serine-type endopeptidase activity. The transcript has 6 exons.
AUGACAAACUGCAAUUCCAGUUCACAGCUGUCACUCAUCUGCUCUGGUCACAGGUCCCUCAGACUGGUGGGUUCUGGGAGUGAGUGUGCAGGGCGUCUGGAGGUUUUCCACAAAGGCUCAUGGGGAACAGUGUGUGAUGACUCCUGGGAUAUGAAGGAUGCCCAGGUGGUGUGCAGACAGCUCCAGUGUGGAGAGGCCCUCAUUGGGGCGGUUCCAGCCUGGUUUGGUCCUGGAACUGGACCCAUUUGGCUGGAUAAGGUGGACUGCCUGGGGAAUGAGACGUCCCUGUGGAGCUGUCCGUCAGAGGGAUGGGGCCGACAUGACUGUGGACACAAGGAGGACGUGGGAGUGCUGUGUUCAGAGUUUAAAAAGAUCAGACUAAAUGAAGGCUGCUCUGGGAACCUGGAGGUUUUUUACAAUGGAACCUGGGGUAAUGUCUGCAUGAACCAAAUGGACUCAGACACAGUGUCUUUAAUCUGUCAAGAGCUGAACUGUGGAAAGAGUGGCAGUGUGGACUGGAGCACACCAAGACUGGCUUCAGCUCCAAACUGGCUUGACCGUGUACAAUGCCGCAAACACGACAUCAGUCUAUGGAACUGUCCGUCUUCACCCUGGGGUCAGAAUGAAUGUAAUGCAUUUGAAGUGGCAAAAAUCACCUGUUCAGCUCUGUCUAAGAGGAAACACAUGACUCUGCCUGAUGCCGUCUAUGAGGAGAUUGACCACAGAUUCCUCACUAAGAGAAGCAGUAACACUGUUCAGAGAGGUCGUGCUCUCUCAGAGGGACAGAAUUCUGGCUAUGAGGAUGUGGGGGAAGAAGAGCUCCUCCCAGAACAGGUGGCCAGCAUACAGGCAUCUGUGUGGGAGCUCCUCCUGCAGCUGGCCACCCAACGGACACAUGGAAUCAGUGAUUCCAUGAAGCCCUUCCUGUUGUGA